Molecule: messenger RNA, 2072 nt
Organism: Pungitius pungitius (ninespine stickleback)
Lineage: Eukaryota; Metazoa; Chordata; Actinopteri; Perciformes; Gasterosteidae
Gene: arl10
Product: ADP-ribosylation factor-like 10
Exons: 4
Coding region: 178-852 (224 amino acids)
Molecular function (GO): GTPase activity; GTP binding
Source: RefSeq, a predicted model, not a curated record
CGCGGUCACGUGUAGCGCGUCGUGGAGCCGAGAGGAAGCGGCAUUUGGUCCGGUCGCUGUCGGUGUUCAGCAAGCAAGCAGAGGACAACCUCCUGCCCCCCCCCCCCCUCCCCUUCCACACCAUCUCCGACCUCACCGCCUCCGCCGGCUUCUCGCGGGGCUCCGCGCGCCGCACGGAUGGUUCUCCUCCGGCACAUCUCGUUCGCGCUGACCGCCGCCGUGGCCGCCCUGGGCUCCGCGCUCUUCAUCGCCUUGAACUUCUUCUACGAGAGAAGGACGUGGUCACCGCGGGCGGAAUACCGCACCAUCAAAGAGGAGGAGGAGGAGCGUGGGAAGCGGCAGGUCCUGGUCCUGGGCCUGGACGGGGCCGGGAAGAGCAGCAUGCUGCAGGGCCUGACCCCCGGGGGGUGGGCGGCUAAGAGAGGCCGCUGCCGGCCCACCCGCGGCUUCAACUUCAUGAGCCUCAACGCCCCCGCCUGUCAGCUGGACUUCCUGGAGAUCGGCGGCGGGGAGGACCUGCGGCGCUACUGGUCCGACUACCUGAGGAAGACCCACGUUCUGGUGUACGUGGUGGACUCCUCCGACAGGAGCCGCCUGCCGAUGGCCAAGGCGGAGCUGCACCGCCUGCUGAUGGUGCAGCCCCAGCUGCCCGUGGUGGUCCUGGGAAACAAACAGGAUAAGCCCAACGCGGUGAGCGUGACGGAGCUGCGCGAGGCCUUGUCUCUGGGCUCCGAGACCGGGGACAGGAAGCUGUUCCUCUUGGCCGCCCAGCUGGGCUCCGAUGAGGUCCCCCUGAGGGACUCCUGCCGGGGCCUGGACACCUUCCAGGACCUCCUGCUCCAGCUCGUCUGAUCCCUCCUCCCCCCCCCUCCUCCUCCCAGAGCAGAGAAGUAGGAUUAUAGAGGGAUGGAAACAAAGCGAUGGCUGAGUGCAACCUUCCUCCUCCUCUUCCUCCUCAUUGUCAGAUUAUGGCUCAUUCGAGGCAGAGGAGGAGGAGGAGGAAUGCCGAAGGAACUCUGGGAGGGAAAUCACAGAAGAAGACGCGAAGCGUGGCGGCGCCUCCUCGUCUUCCUCCUCACCUUCGGCUCAUCUCGUCGCAGAAGAGGAAGGUGCACUGCGAGGAGGACCGGAGCAUCGAGGCGUGACUCACGAAGCUCACCUCCUGCCAAUGAAUCAGGCAUGUCGAUUAUUUAUAUAAGUGGAAAUGUGUCACGUUUUUUGGAUCCGUUUGAGAGAUUUUCAGCGUUUGGAGACAAGCGUGGCGCUUUGAUCAAAUGGGUGUUUGGAAGAUGAGGAUUUCAUGAGGGUUUUAGAGGGAACCGGUAACCAAAAUCCUUUUGUCACUUCUUCUGUAAAACUCCUUGUCGGGUUGUGAGAGGAAUUUUUUCCGUGAGUCUCAACAGAAUUUUUAGCUGCUCCAUUUGAGAGCAGCUGUGCGUUGAAUCCCAACCAAAAAAAAACCUACAAUGCCAGUUCCAUUUCUCUCAAGUGUCACGUUGCUUAAUCAGACGACACUUCCCGUAACAACUAUGAUAACGGGACUCGCACAAGGUCAUUGUUCUAAAGGAUGGAAGCGGCCACGUUUAGAUGAGCUGCCUGUCCUUCCUCCCUCCCUUCCUUCCUUAGUGGAAAAGGCCUUUGUCUGUAAAUUAGUGGAAAUGUCAGCUGAAGCUUCUACUCCUUGAGAGAGAAACAAAAAAACUAGCAGCUUCUUCUCUGCAGAAUUUACACCAGCUGCCAGCAUGGCUUUAUCGUUUGCAUUUUCGGGCCCUAAUUUGUGAGAAGCUAGUGAAGCCCAUCCUUCACUUUAUAAAGGCAGACGUGAGUGACUUAAAUCUACUAGAGUGAGAAUCUGUAAAGCUGUGCACAAAUGUUUGCUUACGACGCACACGUUUUUAAUGAAUGUUUUUAAAGUGAUGUGCUGUAGCUCUGCAGUAAUGUGUUCACAAUCACAUAUGUAUUUUUUUUUUUUAAAUUAAUGACCGUCAUUGUUUCGAGGUGUUAUGUAAAUCAAACUGUGCAUGUCUAAAUGCGUUAUGCUUUAUUCUCUUUUUUAAACGUUGUGAAAGGGU